AUGGAUUUCAAAUUGGGUUUAAAGUUGAAGCAAGUUUCUGAUGAGCUUGAUGUCUUGAUCUCCAAAGCUGAAUCAGUAGACCCCCUUUUCACCACUCAACAAACAGACUCCAUGUUCAUCCUCACAUCCCACCUGAAAGGGUAUGCAAGAAGUGACAUAAAGAUUGAGAUAAAUGAGGAUGGCAGUAGAAUUACUGUAAGUGGUGAAAAGCCGGUUCAAGAAACGUUGAUGGUGGAAUGUGAAGUUGUCAAGAAACGAGUAGAAAUGAGGGGGUUUCGGAAAACGUUCAAGAUCCCUGAGGGAGUGGUUUUGGAUAAGGUGAGGGCUAGGUUGGAUGAAGAUGAAUCAAGACUCGUGAUUCGGAUGCCAAAAGCGGUUCAUGGGAUCGUGGGGAUUGGGAUCCAGGAAUUGGAAGAAAUUCCAAAGCAAGAUGAUGAUCAUGAUGAGAUGAGAAAAGUUGAUGAACAAAUUGUAGGAUCAAAAGGCGAGUUGAAGCAGGAGGAACAAGUGACGCGAAAUGACAAAGAUACAAAUGAAGUUAAACCGGAUAACGAGAUCCAUCAAGAAUCGAGGCAAGUACACAAAAUUGAAGAGGAGAUUAACCAUGAUAUCGAAGACAAAGUUGAAGAGGAGAUUAAUCAUGAUAUUGAAGAAAAGAAGCCGGUAGCGGGUGAAAGAAGUUCCAUUAUAUGUACUCCCAUCAUAGCUGGAUCAGCAUUACUUGCGUCGCUAAUCGUGGUCGUUUUGAGCUUGAUUCGAUCUAAAAACGAAUCAAACAAGAAAACAAAUUAGCUGGGAUUUAUUAAUUUUCUUGUUUGAUCUUAAAUUUUUUGGCUAUUGU
This is a messenger RNA of Cynara cardunculus var. scolymus (artichoke), 841 nucleotides long. RefSeq lists its product as uncharacterized. The record is from RefSeq and is a predicted model, not a curated record. The transcript has 2 exons. Bases 1 to 792 code for a protein of 263 amino acids. Lineage: Eukaryota; Viridiplantae; Streptophyta; Magnoliopsida; Asterales; Asteraceae.